CGCUGGACUGGCGGGAGCGGAGGGUACAAAGCAGAUGUAGUUCUGAGCGCCAAGUCCGCGGAGGUCCGGAAGAAUGAAUGGGGGGCCGGGCCAAUCCCAGAGCAGGAUUCACAGCCCCUAGCGCAGGGAGCCAAUCACGUCUUGGGGACGACCAGCGUGAGGGGACGCAACCAAUCAUCUGCACGGACAGGGCCCGGGGGGCCGACCCGCGCGGAGUUUGAAAUCAUCCGGGGUGGGCGAGCGGCGGCCGUGCGGCGGCCGUGUUGGCGUCUGGUCGGCGUUGGGGGCUGCUGGGAUUUGGUGGGCAGAACAGACUCGUCCAGCCAGAUGGCCUCUCGGUGGCCAGGCUUGGGGAGCUCCAUGCGCCUGAGAUCCCUCCCAGACCACAAGCAGCUGGAGGAGUGCGAGGAGCAGCCUGCAGUCAGCCAUACAGAGGUCUCCGGUGGGGCCCUGGGCUCCCUGUGUCGGCAGUUCCAGAGGAGACUUCCCCUGAGAACAGUUAGCCUCAACUUAGGGCCAGGACCGUCCUGGAAACGCCUGGAUGCCCCAGAGCCAGGCCAGCAGGGACUCCAGGCUGCAGCUCGCUCAGCUAAGAACGCCUUGGGCAUCGUUUCCCAGAGGAUCCAGGAGUCUUACCAGAGCAGCACCAAAUGGUUGGUGGAGACCCAGGUGAGAGCCAAGAGGAGGAAGCGCAGCGUGCAGAAGUGCACUAGCCCCCCCACCCGCAGCCAGAGGAGCUCCCGGAAGUCUGGCACCACCCCUACCCGCUCAGCUCUGAGCCCCUGGGAGAGGGAGCGCACCGGUCUCUCUGCCCAGAGCGGCCCGCACGCUCACCCACUGCGGCGCUCCAGGAGGGAGGCUGCCUUCCGGAGCCCCUACUCCUCCACAGAGCCCCUCUGCUCCCCCAGUGAGUCUGACAGUGACCUGGAGCCCGUGGGCGCUGGAAUUCAGCACCUCCGGAAACUGUCCCAAGAGCUGGACGAGGCCAUUGAUGCUGAAGACAGUGGUGACAUGACCAUUUCUCUCAUUCGGAACUGAGGACAGUGCUCGUCAGGUAAUUCACCACCCCAGCAUCCUUCUCAGCGCCCUCCUCCUCAGCCUCAGCACACAUGCAUAUUCAGAGGCGUGUUCAGGAACUGGGUGUUUUCUAGAAACACCCCCAGAGCUGAUGGACCAGCCACGCAGAAAGCUCCUAUGUACCGUCUUGGAGCCAGAGCUGCCGACCCCACUCAGUCCAUCACUGAAAUUGGGGCCAAUUAUACUCCUUGGGUUGGGGAGAGUCUCACUCCCAGCAGUGCGGGAGGCAGCAGCACCGCUGGGCCCUGCUUGCGAGGACCAGCUAACAAGGCCCCCAGGGCACAGCUCGGGCCUUGCGGCCUCUGCUCCUGCUCUGGCCACGUCGGGGUCCAGCGUUGCUGCCUAGGAGUGACUGGGGAGACCUCGAAGUGAGGGGAGCUGGUCAGUCUUCUCCUCCCGGUGAUUCAGAAACAUCCCACGCUUGAGUCUUGUGGAGGCCUCAAGUGCAAGGUGACGCGCCGGUAGCAAAGGACUUUUGAGAACUCUGCGGUCCAGCGAGGGGUCUCGGCCACCAUCUGCUGUGUCCCCAUGCCUGGCAUUCUAGGAGCACAGCUCCUGUCCCUUCUCCCAGCACCAGAGUCCUGGAAGGGGGGUGUGAGGCAUUGCCAGUCCUGAGGCGCUAGGCCCACAGUGCCUGCUGUGUUCUCAGCACGGGAAGCUGUUCAGCCACUUCUGUCCUUUGUGAAGUAUUUAAGAUAUCUGCCAUGCCAUUUUAUUAGGAGCUAGUGUGCGGCUUCCUAGAUAACCUUACUCUUUCAUAAUAAAGUC
Messenger RNA from Sorex araneus (European shrew), 1845 nucleotides. It is a transcript of the gene PIMREG, whose product is annotated as PICALM interacting mitotic regulator. The record is from RefSeq and is a predicted model, not a curated record. Lineage: Eukaryota; Metazoa; Chordata; Mammalia; Eulipotyphla; Soricidae. The coding region runs from base 328 to 1038 and encodes 236 amino acids. The transcript is spliced from 5 exons.